GUAGAAGCAACAUUAUGGCCAGGAUUUCCUUAAUAAUAGUAGCUAUAGUGGCUGUGUGUCUGGUGGAUUUGACCUGGGCCAUAUUAUAUGUACCGGCGGAAGAAUGGUCUGAGUAUAAGACCACCUAUCAAAAGGACUACUCUAACUCCCAUAUCAGUGAGGCCUAUGCCCAGUAUUAUUAUGCCUAUAACAAGAAAAUGAUUGAGAAACAUAAUGCUUUGUAUGAUCGUGGUUUCCGAACCUAUAGACUGGCCAUUAAUCAAUUUACCGAUAUGCGUUUUAUACACUUUAAUGCUCUAUUCCCAUUGGCUACGUCUUCGGCUGUUUCCUACGAAAAACCACCGCCUGCUGUGCAACCAGCUGGUCCCAGCUACGAUCCUCGUGUUAUGGGUUUCAAGUCUAAGAUCGAAGAUCAGGGCCUUAAGUGCAACAGUGGCUGGGCAUAUGCUGCUGCCAAGUCUAUAGAACUAUUUAGAGCCCAACAGACGGGAAAUAUGAAUCCUGCCUCCCUGUCGGCACAAAAUUUCAUUGAUUGUGCUGGCCGUUCGCAAGCCUGUAAAAACCAAGGACCCCUGGCUGCCUUUAACUAUCUGACCGAACAUAAAAUGGAUUUGCAUUUAGAAAACGAUUACAGAAACGUCAAUCACCAAAGUCAACCAGGCAUGUGUACGCCUCCAAGUGGUGCCCAACAUCUGCAGGUGGAAACUUUGACGGCCUAUUCAAAAAUUAAAAAUGGCGACGAUGAGUCUUUAAUGGCAUUUGUAUCUGCUGGUAUGCCUGUAGUGGUGGAAUUUAAUCCUUCUUCAUUUGAGUUUAUGCAUUAUUCGGAUGGUAUUUUCCAGCAGCCGACUGCACGUAAAGGUUCUCAUUUUAUGGUGGUCAUUGGUUAUGGCACCGACAAAGCUACUGGCCUAGAUUUUUGGCUGUUGCAGAACUCAUUUGGCUCUACUUGGGGUAAAGAGGGCAUGUUGCAAUUGCACCGCACCGGAAAUGUUAAGUUGGCCAAAAAUGCUGUAUUCCCCUCAGAGUGAUCUUA
Messenger RNA from Calliphora vicina (urban bluebottle blowfly), 1036 nucleotides. RefSeq lists its product as uncharacterized. Bases 15 to 1031 code for a protein of 338 amino acids. Gene Ontology annotation, cellular component: lysosome. Lineage: Eukaryota; Metazoa; Arthropoda; Insecta; Diptera; Calliphoridae. The transcript is spliced from 2 exons. Gene Ontology annotation, molecular function: cysteine-type peptidase activity; cysteine-type endopeptidase activator activity involved in apoptotic process. Gene Ontology annotation, biological process: positive regulation of apoptotic signaling pathway; proteolysis; positive regulation of peptidase activity. The record is from RefSeq and is a predicted model, not a curated record.